This is a messenger RNA of Lachnellula hyalina, 837 nucleotides long. RefSeq names its product Cytochrome b-c1 complex subunit Rieske, mitochondrial. NCBI's taxonomy places the organism in Eukaryota, Fungi, Ascomycota, Leotiomycetes, Helotiales, Lachnaceae. Gene Ontology annotation, biological process: mitochondrial electron transport, ubiquinol to cytochrome c. The transcript has 3 exons. Gene Ontology annotation, molecular function: quinol-cytochrome-c reductase activity; 2 iron, 2 sulfur cluster binding. The record is from RefSeq and is a predicted model, not a curated record. The coding region runs from base 1 to 837 and encodes 278 amino acids. Gene Ontology annotation, cellular component: membrane.
AUGGCGUCCCUCGCACACACAUCGCGCACGCUGCUGCGCACGCUCCCCACACGCACCCUCAUGCCAUUGCGGACGCUGUCCACGAGCGCCGCUAGAGCCGAGGCCAGCUCCUCGUUCGACAGCCCUUUCAAGGGCAUGGGCAGCGAUGCCGCGAGCAAGAUCCCGGAUUUCUCGCACUACAGGAGCAAGCAGGGCUCGGGGAGCAAUCUGGUCUUUCAGUACUUCAUGGUGGGUACUAUGGGCGCGUUGACGGCGGCGGGCGCCAAGGCUACGGUUCAAGGUACGUUUUUACCCUGGGGUGUCAUGGCAUGGCUUGGUUGGAGCUUGGGAUAUGAUAUGAUGUGCGGAUGGGUUGAGGGUGUUGGGGGGAGCUCAAUUGAGUGUGUUGCGUUGCUGACGAUUGAUGCGUGUGUAGAUUUCUUGGUCAACAUGUCUGCUUCGGCGGAUGUCCUGGCUAUGGCUAAGGUCGAGGUCGAUCUUAGCACUAUCCCUGAGGGCAAGAACGUUCUCAUCAAAUGGCGAGGCAAGCCAGUCUUCAUUCGCCACAGAACGGCGGAUGAGAUCAAGCAAGCCGAGAACGUCAAGAUCGAGACAUUGCGGGAUCCCCAGAAGGAUGAGGAUCGUGUUAAGAAGCCGGAGUGGUUGAUCAUGGUUGGUGUCUGCACACACUUGGGAUGCGUGCCCAUUGGCGAAGCCGGUGACUUUGGAGGAUGGUUCUGCCCGUGCCACGGCUCCCACUACGAUAUUUCCGGGCGUAUAAGAAAGGGACCUGCUCCGCUUAACCUCGAGAUUCCAACAUACGAAUUCCCCGAGGAUAUGUCAUUGGUCAUUGGUUGA